UUUGUAUAGGUCUGUCUUCUAUGAUAUUGUGUAAUACGCAGCUCUAUUAUCACGUAAUCUCGGAAAACGACUUGAUCGAGCCGAAUGCUCUUCAGUCAUUCCCGCGCUCUUCUAUCGCGCUCAUACGUUUCUACAUUGAACUCUACAUCUCCGACAAUCGAUACGCGAACGGGUUUACCGAGAAGCUUCAAGACCGUUGCCAGUUUAUUUUUUCUUCCUCGAACCAGAAUCUAACGGAGACGAGGAUUUAGUGUUUGCUGUGGAGAGAGGAAAAUACAGGGAAGAUGAAAACAAUUUGGAUAAUUGGUGGGCCGGGAUGCGGUAAAGGAACGCAAUGUGACCGUAUGAUUGAAAAAUAUGGAUUUCUUCACUUGAGCAGUGGUGAUUUACUGAGAGCAGAAGUUGCUAGUGGCAGCGAAAGAGGUGCGACACUUCAGGAUCUGAUGUCCAAGGGACUAUUUGUGCCAACGGACAUUGUGCUGGAGCUCAUAAAGGAACAGAUGGAUAAAGCUCAUGAGGAAGGAACCACAAAGACUGGCUUUUUUAUCGAUGGCUACCCUCGUGAGAAGGAUCAGGGAAUUCUCUUUGAGGAAAAGGUUUGCCCUGUCGACUUAAUUCUCUUCUUCGAUGUAGCGAAUGAUACUAUGAAAGAGAGACUCCUUGGACGUGCUGCUGUGCAGCACAGGGCAGAUGAUACUGAGGAGACAAUACAAAAAAGAAUCGAGAUAUUUAAUGUAAAAAACAACGAGCUUGUCGAAUAUUACAAAGACAAAGUUGUGAGAAUUAAUGCAGAAGGCACAGUCGAUGAAAUAUUCGCCGAGGUAUCGAAAACGCUGGAUACUUUAUUCUUGGCAGACCUAAUUCAGUGUUGCCAGUAAAGGAAGUGUAGUAUUAACCCAUAGAAAUAUUAGUAUUUAUGUCGUACUACCGUAACAAAACAGCAGUACAAAUAGUCGUACACAUUUAGCUUUUUUUUACUGAUUGGUAAAAAGGCAGUAAGCUGGCUCCAGCUUACUAUUUGAGCCGGUAAAAAAAGAAAGUUAAAUAUUUAUUUAACGACUAUUUGUCCUACUAUUUUGUUAUAUAAAAUGGCACGUUCAACAAUAUUUUGAUCUUAUAAUGAUUAUGAUAAUGACGUAAUCACGUUAAUUUUUAUUACAUAGCAUUUAU
Molecule: messenger RNA, 1170 nt
Organism: Atta colombica
Lineage: Eukaryota; Metazoa; Arthropoda; Insecta; Hymenoptera; Formicidae
Gene: Ak1
Product: adenylate kinase isoenzyme 1
Exons: 5
Coding region: 285-878 (197 amino acids)
Biological process (GO): nucleoside triphosphate biosynthetic process
Cellular component (GO): cytosol; cytoplasm
Molecular function (GO): ATP binding; AMP kinase activity
Source: RefSeq, a predicted model, not a curated record